This is a messenger RNA of Sordaria macrospora k-hell, 459 nucleotides long. The record is from RefSeq and is a predicted model, not a curated record. NCBI's taxonomy places the organism in Eukaryota, Fungi, Ascomycota, Sordariomycetes, Sordariales, Sordariaceae.
AUGAAGGAAAGUGGAUCUGAAGGCGGGAUUGGAGGCGGCAGGAGGCAGGAGGUGAGAGACAAACGCUCCGAGUUCAACGCUCCUUCCUUUCUUUCAUUUCCUUCCAAGCAUGGAGUUCACUAUCAUCAGGACCCCGAAGGAGCCCUCCCUCCCACACCAGCGUUUGACGAAAAUGAGUCCAUUUCCUGGACCGACCUCCCCAGCAAAACCCAACUUCUCAUUCUUUCUCUCUGCGGCCUCUCCUCACGACUAUCCAACGUUCUCAUACUCCCCUACCUCUUCCACCUCGUCCGCUCCGCCGUCUCCACAUCCAGUACUCUCGAUCUAUCAACGGACAACGACGACUUCGUUGCCUACUACACCUCCAUCCCUACCACAGCCCUGGCGUCGACUUAUGCCGGUGUAUUGGUGGCCGCUUUCCGCUGGCUCAACUACUUGUUCUUUUCUUCGCUGGGAUAA